GUUCAAUCAAAGUUCAAAGGGUUUUCCUACAAAUCCUAGUCUUUUAGCACAUCGAAUAGCCAAUAAGAAUACCUUGCCCCUUAUCAAGAUCUUCUACGAAUCCGAUUGUCUCCUAGCUAUGAUGAUGAUGCCAUUUGUAGUAAAAGGGACCCUAUCCAUCAUCCAUCACCAAAUCCAUAUUUGGCGCUCCCACACCUUCCAUUUGAAAACCAUCCUCUUCUCAGUUCUCAAAUGGCCAGACACUACUCGGAAGCUCAUAUCUGCCAGUGCUUGAGUCGGUUAUCAACUUUCCGGCGUAAUUCUCCGAUCACAAUCUACGGCAGUAGAGUUAAAACUGGACAAGAGUUUGUUAAAGGAGUUUUGGAUCUCUCUUCUGGACUCAUCCACUUCGGUUUGAAAUCCGGUGACGUUGUAGCCAUCUCUGCGUUCAACAGCGAUCUAUAUCUGGAGUGGUUAUUGGCUAUCACAUUUGUUGGGGCAAUAGCUGCAACCCUCAACUACCGAUGGAGCUUGGAGGAGGCUCUAUUUGCUAUGGAAGAUGUGAAGCCAAUCAUGUUGAUCACUGACAACGAGUAUAACACUAACUGGCAUUCAGAUUUUCAAGCUCAUUCUCUUCCUUCUCUAAAAUGGCAUGUUCUCAUGGACACCCAUAACAGAUACAGCUCUACAGGGAACAACAUAUUAACUACCAAUAUGCUUAAGAUGCCUUCUCCAAAACCCCAAUCAUUCAACUACACUUUAACCUGUAAUGGAGUAGCAAUCGUGUGCUUCACUUCAGGGACUACAGGAAGGCCAAAGGGUGUCAUGUUAAGUCAUUCAGCUUUGAUUGUACAAUCUCUUGCCAAAAUUGCUGUUAUUGGUUACACUGAGGAUGAUGUGUACUUACAUACUGCUCCACUAGGACACGUGGGUGGACUAUCAUCAGCUCUAGCCAUGCUUAUGGUAGGAGGACGCCAUGUCAUGAUGCCAAAAUUUGAAGCUGAGUCAGCUCUUGAAGCUAUUGAAAACCAUCAUGUCACUUCCUUCAUAACAGUUCCUGCAAUUAUGUCUGAUAUGAUUUCUUUCAUCAGGGAGAAAGAUACAUGUAAAGAGUUGAUAAUGGUGAAGAAGAUUCUAAAUGGUGGUGGAAGCCUUUCAGCCAAUCUAAUCAAAGAAGCAACAAACGUUUUCUCCACAGCUGCCCUUUUCUCAGCUUAUGGGAUGACUGAGGGUUGUUCUUCUCUAACUUUCAUGACACUUAAUGAUCCCACAACAACAAGUGAACAAGAAGAAGGUGUUUGUGUUGGAAAGGCUGCACCACAUGUUGAGUUGAAGAUUAGCACAGAGGAUUCAAACUCAGAUUCAGGCCAUGUUGGACAGAUUCUAACAAGAGGGCCCCACUUAAUGAUCGGAUACUGGGGGGACCGGGACCACCAUAUUCCAAUAAAAUCUAGGUGGCAUGAAACCGGUGAUAUAGGGAGAAUAGAUGAUGAUGGUAACUUAUGGCUUAUUGGACGCAUGAAAGGGCGUAUCAAAAGUGGAGGUGAAAACAUCUAUCCUGAAGAGGUAGAAAGUGUGAUGUUAAAGCAUUCUGGGAUAUCUGGAAUUGCAGUGAUUGGAAUUCCGGAUUUGCGUUUGAGUGAAAAGGUGGUUGCUUGCAUCCAAUUAAACCAAAGCUGGACAUGGACAGAUUCAGAUUCAGAUUCAUCUACACACAAUCAACAAUGCAUAUCCGCUCAAAUGCUCCAUCAAUUUUGUAGAAAAAAUAAUUUGACUGGGUUCAAAGUUCCUAAAAUGUUUAUAAGAUGGAACAAGAAGUUCCCGAUGACAACAAGUGGGAAAUUGAGAAGAGAUGAACUCAAAGCUCAAGUUUUGCUUCAUUUAAACUUACUCUCAAGCAGCCUAUAACAUAGUUUCUUCAGUUUUACAACAUUUGUUUCUUUUAUAUUUAAAAAAAAAAAAAAAAAAAAAAAAAGGUUGAUAAGAAAGCGUUUUUGUGCAUAAGCUACUUAAGUUGAUAGUUACCCCCACCGAAGGGUUGUUAAGUGCAUGGACUUGAUUGUUAUCA
Lactuca saligna is the source of this 2047-nucleotide messenger RNA. NCBI's taxonomy places the organism in Eukaryota, Viridiplantae, Streptophyta, Magnoliopsida, Asterales, Asteraceae. The record is from the annotation of a GenBank genome assembly.